GUACACGGUUUCUCCACAAUUCUCCACACUGUAACGGUCACCAUUUUCCCUCUUCUAUUUAUCUCAUUUCUCAUUCCGCCAUUUCUGUACCUUCAGCCUUUCCAUCUCUCUCUCUCUAAACCUUUUUUUUUUUUUCAAUGGCGUUCUCUAGGUCUCUCUCACUUUCUCUCUGCAUUUUCCUCCCCUGCUUUCUCUCCCUUUCUCAAGCUUACACGUUCUACGUCGGUGGAAAAGAUGGGUGGGUUCUCGAUCCCUCUGAGAGCUACGACAAUUGGGCUAAUCGAAACAGGUUUCAAGUCAAUGACGUUCUGGUGUUCAAGUAUGCAAGAGGGUCGGAUUCUGUGUUGGUGGUGAGUAAAGAGGAUUAUGAUAAAUGUGAUUUGAAUAAUCCGGUUGUGAAAUUGGAGGAUGGGAAUUCGGAGUUCAAAUUUGAUCGUUCUGGAGCUUUCUAUUUUGUUAGUGGGAAACCGGGCAGCUGUGAAAAUGGCCAGAAAUUGGUGGUGGUUGUUAUGUCUCUGCGCUCUCUUCCUCCGCCCUCCAAGGUGGGCUCGCCGCCACCUUAUGGAGCUCAGCCGCCAGAGGUUUCUCCCUCUCCGCCGGGAGCAGAAUCGCCUUCGCGAACACCCACUUCACCUUCUCCAUCUGGGGCUACAUCUCCAGGGAUGGCUCCGGUACCUCCAUCUGCCUCUCCGCCGUCGGAAACACCUAGUUCGUCGUCGCCGUCGUCGGGGACACCUAGUUCCCCGCCAUCGUCAGGGACACCUAGUUCGCCUUCGCCGUCGUCAAUGACACCUACUUCGCCGUCGCCGUCGCCGUCGUCAUUGACACCUACCUCGCCAUCGCCGUCGCCAGGGACACCUACUUUACUAUAUCCGCCGUCGGAAACUCCCACUUCACCGUCUCCUUCCGAGUCUUAUUCUCCCCGUUCGUCGUAUCCCGGAGCUCAAUCUCCUUAUGGUUCUCCGCCGUAUGGGUAUGGGUAUGAAACUCCGCCGGCCGCUUCUCCCACUUCUGGGCAUGGGUACCCUGGAGCAAGAUCUCCGUCAGCCUCAUACACUUCGCCGUCUCCUUCUGGUUACGAAACUCCGCCGGCCGCUUCUCCCACUUCUGGGUAUGGGUACCCUGGAGCAAGAUCUCCGUCAGCCUCAUACACUUCGCCGUCUCCUUCUGGUUACGAAACUCCGACGACGACACCCCCGGCCGGUUCUCCGACUUCCCCAUCACCGGGAGAAAUCUCUCCGUCGGUAUCACCCUCUUCACCGCUUCCCGGCGGCACCGCAGUCUGGUGGUUCUCCGGUAAGUUCCCCGCCGUCUCCACAGUCAUCUUCCUCAGGACCGGCACCAUCGCCGACUGGAUCGUCCGCCAUAUCUUCAACUCCGUCAGUAAUUUUGUUAGGUUCCAUAACAGUGGUGUUAAGCAUGGUCCUCAAUGGCGGAAUGAUUAUGAACUUCACUUAAACAACAACAACAAGAAGAAGGAAGAAGAUGAAUCUCAUUUUUAUUUUUAUUAUUUAGUAUUUGUGAAUAAGUUUUAGAGAAAUUUCUCCAAUAAUAUGGCUUCCUUUUUUUUCUUUGUA
Molecule: messenger RNA, 1577 nt
Organism: Benincasa hispida (wax gourd)
Lineage: Eukaryota; Viridiplantae; Streptophyta; Magnoliopsida; Cucurbitales; Cucurbitaceae
Cellular component (GO): plasma membrane
Molecular function (GO): electron transfer activity
Source: RefSeq, a predicted model, not a curated record